AAUACUUAGCCGAGGUCGGCGAUCACUCUUAUCUAAUCCACUGGCUGUCCGCGAGACAACGUAACCUGCUCUUCCUGAAAUACCCCCCCGGAUGGCUACUCUCCUUCGCUGCCCGGGAUUGGAAUUUUACUACGGAACGGAACGGUCGCACAGGGCGCCGAUUCCCUUUCUCUCUCCUUCCGAUGCCCCUAGAUUCCUUCUCCCAAUCUCUCUCCCUCGAUCCCCCUCCCCCUCUCCCCAAUACCAAAAUCUAGGUCGCCCUUCUCUUUCCCCGUUCUCUGAAUACAUGCAGCGCUCCGCGAUCAGGGUUUGGGUUCUGCACGAGCUCACCAAGCCCUAGCGGCGGACGGUCUUCCCUCCAUGGAGGGCUCUGCGGAUGUCCUGGGCUCGUGGGAGAUGGCGGAUUUGGACGAGAGCAUGAGCAGGCUGCUCGUAUCGUCCCAGAAGACCCCGUCCCCGUUGGCCUCCUCGCCGUCGCAGGAGCUCGCCGAGGAGGCGCCGCCGCCGGCCGCGUCGGCCUCGCAGGUGGCGGCGGCUUCCAGCGGGCGUGGCGGAGAAGUCUUGGAGGAUGCCGUGAGCCAGGUGGAUGGGUUCCUCAGGGAGGCGUUGGAGAAGCCCCGGGAACGGCUGUCGAUUCUGAGGAUGGAGCAAGAUGUUGUGAAGUUUAUCCGUAAUCCUACUCAACAACAACUGGAAUUUCAGGGACUUCCUACUUCUUAUCUACGAUUGGCAGCACACCGUGUGGCACAGCAUUAUUACCUUCAGUCAUUAGCUGUGCCAGACAGCAGUUUGCCUGAUGGAUCUGGCUCUUGCAUUGUGCUACGCAAAACUUCUCAUGAAUGUUGUUUGCCUCCAAUUCGUCUUGCAGAUAUUCCUGUUAAUCUGCCCCAAGAAGAUAGUAAUAUAGUGGUUAAGGUUGCGAUUAAGCAGAGACCGCAGAAACAUUCAGAAAACACCAGCAAUGCAACUACUCAUCCUUCUAAGAUGAAUUAUCAGAAGAGUGUUGAAGAAAGAAAAGAAGAAUAUAAUAGGGCACGUGCACGAAUAUUCAGCAUUGGCAAUAGUGGUGGCAUAAUUGCGAAGUCAGAAGAUGAACCAAAGUUGCUGGAUAGAUUUCAGCACUGCACCUUUGUAUCGUCAAAGUUAGAUGAAAAUUCAGUAGUUGAAGGUCCAGAAAAUAGUCUUGGAAGGGUUCCUAGUGAUUCUUCAUCAGGCAGCAAUAGAGCAAACAGAAAUACAGUGGAGAAAGAGCCAACCUGUAGCAGAUAUAGACCUAGCAAUCGAGUAGCCAUUUUCCGGGACCGAGAGGUGGAUCGGAAGGAUCCUGACUAUGAUAGGAGUUAUGAAAGGUAUUUGCAAAGGUUUGAUCCUGGAUUUGGAUUUAAUGGAGGACCAUACACCAUGCAGCCUCUAUAUUCUCCUGCUGUCAACUAUAACACAGAAUUCCCUCAGUUUGUAUCAAGUCACAUGCCUCAACUUCCUAUUGAAUGCCAACCACGGACCAUUCCACAACACCUACAUGGUCCUUGGUCAGGGGUAUCAACAUCUGCAUUGGGCUAUGGUCCUACAGAGGGUUUAAGGGCCCCAUUCAAUCCUAACCAUGUUGGUGCUCACCCACCACCAUCUAUAUAUAUGCAUUCCUCUCAAUACCCUGUUCCUCCAUGCCAUGGAAUGACAUUUGUUCAUCACCAUGAACACAUUCAACCAUUUACACAGGCUCAUCAGCAACAAUCAGAGGCAAGUUUUGGAUUAGCCCGGCCCCGCUAAGGGGCUUGGGCAUGCCUGCACCUGCCAGUAUGAACUUUGAGAUCAGACAUGUGGGUGGUCGCAGUGGCGACAGCUGUUUACUGGCAGGAGAAUUGCAGGCAUAAGGAACUGAGAAUGACUAGUGCAAAGCAUCUCAAAAGUUUAAAUUAUUCCAGCAGCUCUAGUUUUCUCGGAUUUAUUGAUGCUUCCUGCAACUCAGAUGCAAGAAGCAUAUCCAAUUUUAGAAGUUGUCUUUCCACAGGCUCCAGAAACCCUGUUUGCAUGUGCAGGAGAAAAGCAUCAGUUACAAAUGAAAUCAGCACCAUAUGCCGUUGCUGUUUUGCUUGAAAUAGUAAGAUAAGGGGCACGUUGGACCGAGUGCUCCAAUGCAGAAUGAAGACAUCAGCACAUUGCUUCUGGAGGAUAAAGAAACUAGAGUGCAUUAUGUGGAGCAUGCCACAUCCAAUUUGAUAAACCUAUCAGAAAAAGGCCGUGUGCUUGAAGUCAGUAGACAACUACCAGGAAUUUAAUUAUUUGUUUGUUUCUGGAUUCUGAAAUGAGAUCACCUAAGUGGUGAGGGAUCAUAUGCUAGAAGACAACAUUAAGGCUCCAUUUCAUGACUAUAAAAUAUUCUUCUUCAGAUUCAAGCGAUUGCGGUCUAAAAUGAAAAUAAUUGUCAGGUAAUUGGGAUCUAUGGAUGGCUUUGAUCUCGGACCUUCAUGGAGUUAAGGGCUAGUUGCCUUUGAAUUGGAUGGAUUGUUGGAACUAGCUCAUGUUAACUACCAUUUGCCCAUUGAUAGAGCUUUGAAUUGGGAUUUGGAUUACCGUGUUUUCUGCUUCUGUGCUUCCAAACCAGUUGGGGAACCAACCUUCCAUUGGAGUGAGAAAAGAAUGGUGGGAAUGCAGGUGGCAUCAAUGCUAUCUGCCUCUUCAGCUCCAGCUUCUUUAUGAUUUCUGGGAAGUCUGCCUAACCAUUACGGUGGAAAGAUUCUUCUUGAGAUUUCAGUUGGCAUCAUGCUCCUCUUUUCAGUUUUUUUGAUAAGCAGGAGCUCAUGUGUUAGAGUCCUUAAUCUCCUCCAAGGUGCUGUGCUUCCAAACUAACUGGUGAACCAACCUAUCACUGGAGUAAAGAAAGAAUGGAGGGAAUGCAAGCGGCAGCAAUGCUAUCUGCUUCUUCAAAUCAUUGCCUCCUUGAAGAUUGCUAGGAAUUUGGGCUCACCAUUAUGGUGAAGAGAUUCCUCUUGGGAUUCCAGUAGGCAGCAUGUUCCUCUAGGUAUGCUUGAUAAACAGGAGGUCAUGGAUCAAUCUUCAAUCUCUUCCAAGGUAAGCUCUUAUUCCUGUCCAAACACAAAUGUACAUGAACAAAAAGAAGAAAGAAAAGCUCUAUGUUGCUUUUGUGUCGGCCAGUGAAUAGGGCUAUCACUGAUUAAAUUGAAUCCUAGCAACACUAAGUAUUAAGCCACAAAAAAUUGCUUUUUUUUUCCUAAAAGAACUGUGGAUAAGGUUCAUGUUUCUAUUUAACCUGGAAUGGUGAUGGUUAAAGAGAUGCUAUGGUAUGAAUAUCAAAUGAUUUUCCAGGUUAAAGAGAUACAAUGGUAUGAAUGUCAAAUGAUUUUUUAAAAAAAAAAAAUCCAACCACUCGGUCAUUAUUGCUGAAAUUGUUUUCAUUAAAAUAUGCUACUUAAGUCCUUGGUUAAAUUUGAAGAGUCAGAUCUUCCAUCAAUAUUUGCCAUUUUGUUUUGUGGGGUACCCUCAGAAAUUUUAUUUUAUUCUUGAAUUGAUCUCGACUUCAGCUACCAAGGAAAUUAGUAUGAACUUAUUGCAGUUUGCCCUUUUUUGGUAGCUGUAUUUAACAUUUUGGUGGUAGUACUAACGUGGAGAGCAAAUAAAGUUGCACAUGCAAUUGCUAUUAUUGUCUCCCUAAUAUAUUGCCAUAGCAACUUUGUUCUGUGCUGCUUUCUGUUGUUUGUAAAGAAAGGUUCUAAAGUCUAAUCUUCUGUCCAAAUAAAACCAAGUCUAAUGAACCUCAAUGUUUCUGUAGUAUAUUUCCUAUCAGCGAAGUUAUUACCUUCACUUCCAGUCGAUAAGAAAGCAGUGUAAGGAAGACUGGAAGAUCUGUCGAAUCUGUAUUAUUCUUGAUUCUAGCCCUCUUUUGUCUCUCAGGUUUUUAUUGUUGAAGGCAAUGCUUGUGUGAGUAACAGUGCAUUUUUGUUUUGCUCUCGUACUGUUUUUCCUUACAGUACUGAUAUUGUACUAGUCUUCCUCAGCAAUCCUGCAAGAGGAAGUAUGCUGGUCUUCCUUGAAACAUGAUCUCCCUCUGGGAAAUGUACUACUCUGCAGCAUUUGUGAGCCCCUCUUUUUCUGGAUUCUAAAGGAUUACAAUAACACAGGCAAGAGUUGGUAGCCUAAUAAUAUCUAAAUGUGCUUGUUGGUCUUAUUAAAAGUCAGGAUGCACGCUUGGCCUCAUCAACAGGAAUUACUGGCUACCGCAUCAGUUGCUCCGUGGAUUUUCAUUCAUUAAUUUGUGCUUUUUCUUUUUGUUGGCUUCUAUGUGUGCUUGAUAUUGCUCAUCCAAUUAAAGAAAACAUGAAUCUUUAUGACCGCCCGCUGUACUCAGCAGAUGUCCCGGUGUCUUGAAAAUGAGUCGCUGUUGGACAUUCUGGACACCGAUGGAAGCAAAAGAGGAAUUUGCAGUUGAAAUCCCUGCAAAAAUAUUUUCUGCUUAUUUAACCUGUGCAAUUUGCCCCAACCACAAGUUUAGGACUUGAAUUGCUAUCGUCAUCAGGUGCUCUCCAAAGCAAUUUCUUCAGAUUCUACUGAAUCAAAACUUGAUUGCUUGUAAGGCAAAGUUGCAGAUCAUCUGAAAUGAUUUACUAAGUUCCAGACAUUUUAUCCUAAAUGCAUACAAAUGCAAUAGUGGGGUUGAUGAAUGUACCUGCACAUGCCAUUUAUAUGUGAUGUGAGCACAUUUUACAUCUAUUGAGGUAAUCUUUUUUCUGAAAUAUAUACUUACUACCAUUU
Elaeis guineensis (African oil palm) is the source of this 4767-nucleotide messenger RNA. RefSeq lists its product as uncharacterized. Gene Ontology annotation, molecular function: nucleic acid binding. The record is from RefSeq and is a predicted model, not a curated record. NCBI's taxonomy places the organism in Eukaryota, Viridiplantae, Streptophyta, Magnoliopsida, Arecales, Arecaceae.